Trichoderma virens Gv29-8 is the source of this 1263-nucleotide messenger RNA. RefSeq lists its product as uncharacterized. Bases 1 to 1263 code for a protein of 420 amino acids. The record is from RefSeq and is a predicted model, not a curated record. The transcript has a single exon. NCBI's taxonomy places the organism in Eukaryota, Fungi, Ascomycota, Sordariomycetes, Hypocreales, Hypocreaceae.
AUGUUGGAAGCCGCACCGGGCGACCACAUAGCCAUCAUCCAUCUUGAGAACGGUCACACCACUCUUCCCCAGAAUCAGCCCAAGAAGCCCUUGAACCGCGGCACCGUCUUCCUCUAUGGCACCAGCCAGCCCAAGGAGAACGAGCGUCUCUUUGAUGUCCAUCUUGUCUGGAACAAGAAGGGCACUGGCGGCGACGGUCGUGGCGUUCUUCUCUCUACUCGCAACUACGACGAUGGCCAGUGCUAUCAACCAAACCCCGGCCCCAUCAGCACUGAGCGAGCUGCCAAGCUAGCCCCAGAGGGAGCUGUCCAUGACAGAGAGCUUGGAUGCCAGUCGACCCUUCAGCUGCCCAGCGACCUCAAGCCUGGCUCCAUCUACACCAUCUACUGGUACUGGGACUGGCCUGAUCUGAACGCCGACAGCAUCAACUUCGCUGCUACCACCAACGGCCUCUACCCAUGGGCUGGCACCUUUAUGCGCGGAGAGAAGGAUCCUCACGGCUUCACCAUGGACGCCAUCGCCAAGAAUGAGAGCUAUGCUAGCACCAUCGAUAUCAAGAUCACGGGCGGUGACUCGUCUGCCAAAAACGCCAACUUUGCGGACGAUUGGAUCGAGGAUCAGGACAUUUACACCAAAGCCAUCAAGUCCCAGAUGACCAGCAACUUUGAGGUUGACAUUGAUGCCAACGGUGCCAGCGAUGGCCCGAGCGCAACUCCUGUCACUCCCACUUCAGUUGCUCCUCAACCCUCCCAGGUGGCACCCACCACGCCAGCUGGCAAGGAGGGCGACGCAAAGGAGACUGUCACUCUUGUACAGCCGACCACCAUCUCUCUUGUACAGCCGACCACCAUCUCUCUUGUACAGCCGACCACCGUCUGGAAGACGCUCUACAGAACAGUGACUGCUGACCAGGGACCGUCAACCUCAGCCUCGCCGACUUUGGCGCAGCUUGUUCCCACUGUCACCACGACCACCACAAUGCAUGUCCCGGCUGCAGCUUCGCCUUCAACAUCGACUACCACUACCACUACAACCACAACCACAACUUCAACAAGCAGCAGUAGCGUUCAGUCUACUGCUACCUACUACAUGACCAUUACGAAGCACGUCCCUUCUGCGACUCUGCCAAGCGACAGCGCAGUUGAGGCACCGACCUCGACGCUGUCGAGCUCCAGCUCCAGCGCCGAGAUUAACAACGGCCGUCCGACUGUGACGCCGUUCCUGCCCAUCCACCGGCGCAACUGGGCCUUUGGCGAGCACUAA